Molecule: messenger RNA, 1460 nt
Organism: Etheostoma spectabile (orangethroat darter)
Lineage: Eukaryota; Metazoa; Chordata; Actinopteri; Perciformes; Percidae
Product: cell cycle regulator of non-homologous end joining
Exons: 3
Coding region: 154-708 (184 amino acids)
Source: RefSeq, a predicted model, not a curated record
AGCCAUUGUAGUCACGUCACGUGGUUUUAACAAUUCCUCUUCACUAAAUGGUGGAUAAUACGGAUAAUGCAAUUCUCCAUACCAACCGACUCUGAUAAUAGCUGCUUUGAACAGAUGUACAAAUGACGUUAAGUUUUAAAAUAUAACGCCAACAUGUCAGAAAGGCCCCGCCGGGUGCUGCCGCCAUGGAUGGCGAAGAAGGAAGACGACGUGAAAAAGGAGCCGCUGAAGAGCAGGAGAAGACAGAAAACUACACGUGCUGCUUUCUACUGUAUGAACGAGAAAGAGCUGGUAGAGGCAGCUGUUUCAUAUCUUUCCGACGCUGCCUGCCCGGACGUUGAUCUCCUGACUGACCAAAAGGUUGAAGACAAGGCAGAAGAUACCCCUGUGAAAAUAAGGGAGAACACUGCCACUUCCAAGGCGAUAGUAAAGCUGGUGACUUUAGAGGAGGAGUCCUCAGACUGCAAUGAUGCCCCGGAGAAGACGUACGUUUCAGAAACAGACUCAGACAUUCCAGAGGUGGAAACAGUGCCGUACACUAAGAGCCCUCAGCAUCAGGGACCUGGGGGUCAGAGGUCAGCCUUGGUACAGGAUCGUGCUGGUCUCGUGAAUGUUGGACUGGAGGCUGAGGAAAAAGAGGAGCACUCACAGAUGCCGGCAGAGGAAGAUGAUGCUAUGCGGCUUGUGCGAGAAAUCUUUUUCACCUGACCACUGAAAUGUGCACUAAGCUUAAGUGUUGUGUGUGCAAUACACAAAAAAAUAUUAUCAUGGAGGGGAAUGCGAUCCACAUUACAAAUCCACCAGACAACUCCUAUUUAACGCUACAAAUUGGAGAACUGAUCCUUUAGUUGAUGUCACUGACAUGGAUGUAACAUUUGGCACAGCUCCACAGACAGCGGAUAGAAAUACUGACACCUUUAAGUUACCAAAGUUUUUGCAUCGACAUGAGGUGUAUACUUCUGAUGGUAGCAUCUAAAACCCAAUGUUCUGUGAGAAAACAUAAUUAAGCAUCCUGCAGUGUGUUAAUGGAGUUGCUACAGUAUAUCCUUUACAUCCCACCAUAUUGUUGCACUGUUUGUAUGUACACACUUGAAUUAAUGGAAAUUCCUUUAACACAGAUAACGUGGUAUUUUGUAAAGUUGAAACUAGAUUUGUGAAAAAGUAACACUUUACUAGAAGCUUAAACCAGAAAGCCAAAAACUGAUGUUAUUCUUUGAUAAUUAAUGUGAAACUGACAGCAGCUGUGGUAAUGUUAAAGGUAACCACCCAGAGUUGUAGUAGUUAGAGAGAUAUGCUUCAAGCAGAAGACUAGUGCUUGCAUGAGCAAAAGCACUGAACACUUGAAACCGAGUUUCUAUUUCAUACACACCAUACUUUAGUAUAGUAUUCACCUGUUGCCUUUUUGUAUCCAGGUAUUCUGCUGAUGUCACCACAGAUUAAAGAGGCACAUUGAUAUUGAA